ACGCCUUUUAAUCUUGACCCCCCGACCUAUCAAGAGAUUACAAAUGUCAUCCGUAAAAUGAAACCGUCUGGCUCACCAUGUCCACUUGAUCAAAUAUCUAUCAUCUGUUUUAAACGCUGUCCUUAUUUGCGCUCGUACUUAACUGAGAUAAUCCACGCAGCCUGGUCUUGCGGUGUUGUCCCGCCUGAAUGGAAGAAAGCAUGCACGAUUCUAAUUCAUAAGAAAGGAGAAACAGCAAACCCAGCGAACUUUCGACCCAUUACUCUCGAAUCUGUCCCACUCAAAGUUUUCACAUCAUGUCUUCGCAACAGGACAUUUCAGUUUCUUGCAGAAAACAAUUACAUUGAACAGAACAUACAGAAAGGUUUCACUCCAAAACUCUCAGGAAUACUAGAACACACAGCACAGUUGGCACAUAUCAUUAAUGAAGCGCGU
Molecule: messenger RNA, 435 nt
Organism: Paramuricea clavata
Lineage: Eukaryota; Metazoa; Cnidaria; Anthozoa; Malacalcyonacea; Plexauridae
Source: the annotation of a GenBank genome assembly